Molecule: messenger RNA, 3415 nt
Organism: Hypomesus transpacificus
Lineage: Eukaryota; Metazoa; Chordata; Actinopteri; Osmeriformes; Osmeridae
Gene: ago3a
Product: protein argonaute-3
Exons: 19
Coding region: 735-3338 (867 amino acids)
Biological process (GO): regulatory ncRNA-mediated gene silencing; regulation of stem cell proliferation
Molecular function (GO): RNA binding; protein binding
Source: RefSeq, a predicted model, not a curated record
CAACUUCUCCAUAUUUAGCUGGCCAGAGCCCCGCAGAGUUGAUCAUUGUGUCAACCGGGCAAAAAAAUCUGACAUUAUCGGGGAAUACAACCGACGCUUGACAGCUCUAGUACAACAAGAUUGCCCGCAUGACAGCUGACAUCUGGGGAGACAUUACGGUGGAACACUACACACCGUUACCGGCGGCAAGCUCGCGACAGCGGAUUUUGAGCAAGUAAAGUGUCCGUCGUCUGUCAGAAUUCGAGCUAGCUAACGUUAGCUUGCUAAUUACCCCAGUCUAUGGGUACUGGGUCUAGCUACAUUGUCUUUUUGUUUUCUGUGGAGGGGUGAUAUUUCAACAAAAGUCUAAUAAAUUUACUAUUAUGAUAUCUUGACAGUUUCUUCCCGUCCAGUCCUCGCAGUAGUUGGCUAGCCGUUAGGUAGCUAAGCUAAAACCGCUGUCGUUAAGCAACUAUCGCCGUGGCAGUGAAAGCUGAUUGGAUACUUUGGCCGUGUGAACGACUGGGCAGACACAGGGACACGGAAGACCCCCUGACAACCCCCGGCCAACCGGACACUAGAAAACGGUUAGACAGGGCCUUUGACAGAAAGAGUGCUGUAAGGGGGCUCGCGAGGGACUUCGACUAGCGCCGUGAGGCGCAGUGUCUCCGCUGAGGUACCAGAUUCAACUAAGCAAUAGUCCCUGACAUUUGACAAUUGAGAUCCGGACAGGGAACCGGACAGGGACCUCAUGAAUGGAAAUCGGAACUACAGGAGUCGUUGGGGCCCAGGCCCUGUUCUCCGUCCCCCGGCGGCCUGGCUAUGGCACCAUGGGCAAGCCCAUCAAGCUGCUGGCCAACUGCUUCCAGGUGGACAUCCCCAAGAUGGACGUCUACCUGUACGAGGUGGACAUCAAGCCUGAGAAGUGUCCCCGCAGGGUCAACAGGGAGGUGGUGGACUCCAUGGUGCAGCACUUCAAGGUCACCAUCUUCGGUGACCGCAGGCCAGUCUACGACGGGAAGAGGAGCCUCUACACAGCUAACCCCCUGCCUGUAGCUACUGCAGGGGUGGACCUGGAUGUCACUCUGCCGGGGGAGGGGGGUAAGGACCGCCCCUUCAAGGUGUCCAUCAAGUUUGUGUCACUGGUGAGCUGGCACAUGCUGCACGAGGUUUUAACAGGUCGCAGUGUUCCUGAGCCCCUGGAACUGGACAAGCCAAUCAGCACCAACCCUGUCCACGCUGUGGACGUGGUCCUCAGACACCUGCCCUCCAUGAAGUACACUCCGGUGGGGCGCUCCUUCUUCUCCUCCCCGGAGGGCUACGACCACCCUCUGGGCGGGGGGAGGGAGGUCUGGUUUGGCUUCCACCAGUCUGUACGGCCGGCCAUGUGGAAGAUGAUGCUCAACAUCGAUGUGUCGGCCACAGCCUUCUACAAGGCCCAGCCCGUCAUCCAGUUCAUGUGUGAGGUCCUGGACAUCCACAACAUCGACGAGCAGCCACGCCCACUCACAGACUCCCACAGGGUCAAGUUCACCAAAGAGAUUAAAGGUCUGAAGGUGGAGGUGACACACUGUGGAACCAUGAGGAGGAAGUAUCGAGUCUGCAACGUGACCCGCCGUCCGGCCAGUCACCAGACGUUCCCCCUACAGCUGGAGAACGGCCAGACAGUAGAACGUACGGUAGCCCAGUACUUCAGAGAGAAGUACAACCUGCAGCUGAAAUACCCCCACCUGCCCUGCCUGCAGGUGGGCCAGGAGCAGAAGCACACCUACCUGCCCCUGGAGGUGUGUAACAUAGUAGCAGGGCAGCGGUGCAUCAAGAAGCUGACAGAUAAUCAGACCUCCACCAUGAUCAAAGCCACAGCUCGCUCUGCCCCCGACAGACAGGAGGAGAUCAGCCGGCUGGUGCGGAGCGCCAACUACGACGCAGACCCGUUUGUUCAGGAGUUCCAGUUCCGCGUGCGUGAUGAGAUGGCCCAGGUGACCGGGCGCGUGCUGCCCCCCCCCAUGCUGCAGUACGGUGGGCGGGUGAGCUCUGAACACUUUAUGAACCGCACGGUGGCCACGCCCAGCCACGGGGUGUGGGACAUGAGGGGGAAGCAGUUCCACACAGGUGUGGAGAUCAAGAUGUGGGCCAUCGCCUGCUUCGCCACGCAGAGACAGUGCAGGGAGGAGAUCCUCAAGGGCUUCACCGACCAGCUGCGUAAGAUCUCAAAGGAUGCUGGGAUGCCCAUCCAGGGCCAGCCCUGCUUCUGUAAGUACGCCCAGGGGGCCGACAGCGUGGAGCCCAUGUUCAGACACCUGAAGAACACCUACUCUGGCCUGCAGCUCAUCAUCGUCAUCCUGCCUGGAAAGACCCCCGUCUACGCGGAGGUGAAGCGUGUGGGAGACACUCUCCUGGGCAUGGCCACCCAGUGUGUCCAGGUGAAGAACGUGGUGAAGACCUCCCCCCAGACCCUCUCCAACCUCUGCCUGAAGAUCAACGUCAAGCUGGGGGGCAUCAACAACAUCCUGGUGCCUCACCAACGGCCCUCAGUGUUCCAGCAGCCCGUCAUCUUCCUGGGAGCCGAUGUUACCCACCCUCCUGCUGGGGAUGGGAAGAAGCCCUCCAUCGCAGCGGUGGUGGGCAGUAUGGAUGCCCACCCCAGCCGGUACUGUGCUACGGUUCGGGUCCAGAGGCCCAGGCAGGAGGUCAUCCAGGAUCUGGCGUCCAUGGUGAGAGAGCUGCUGAUCCAGUUCUACAAGUCGACCCGCUACAAACCCACCAGGAUCAUCUUCUACAGGGACGGAGUGUCUGAGGGCCAGUUCAGACAGGUGCUGUACUAUGAGCUGCUGGCGAUCCGAGAGGCCUGCAUCAGUCUGGAGAAGGACUACCAGCCCGGCAUCACCUACAUCGUGGUGCAGAAGAGACACCACACCAGGCUGUUCUGUGCCGACCGCAACGAGAGGGUUGGACGUAGUGGCAACAUUCCUGCCGGCACCACUGUGGACACGGACAUCACUCACCCCUACGAGUUUGACUUCUACCUCUGCAGUCACGCUGGGAUACAGGGCACCAGUCGCCCCUCCCACUACCACGUCCUCUGGGACGACAACUGCUUCACGGCUGAUGAGUUCCAGCUGCUCACCUACCAGCUGUGCCACACCUACGUACGCUGCACACGCUCAGUCUCCAUCCCUGCGCCAGCCUACUACGCCCACCUGGUGGCCUUCCGCGCCCGCUACCACCUGGUGGACAAGGAGCACGACAGUGCGGAGGGCAGCCAUGUGUCUGGACAGAGCAACGGCCGGGACCCCCAGGCUCUGGCUAAGGCCGUGCAGAUUCACCACGACACUCUGAGGACCAUGUACUUCGCCUGAGCAGCCCUCCUCCUCCCACACACACACCACCCCCUCUCUCCCACACACACACCACCCCCUCUCUCCCACACACACAC